AUGCCCCAACCGUCAACGGAGCGGGCCGCCGCAAGCCAACCGAAGCGCAGGUACACCUCCAAAGCCUGCGAGGAGUGCAGACGCCGAAGGGCCAAGUGCGACGGCCACCGUCCGGUGUGUUCCAGGUGUUCGGAGCGUUCCAUCAAGUGCCAGUACCGGAGUGAAGAGGACGGACGCAAGCCCGCCUCAAAGUCGUACGUCCAGCUCUUGAGGAACAGGAUCGACCUCCUCGAGGCCGUGUUGCAGUCUCAUUCCAUUGACAUCGAGGCAUCCGUCGCUCAACUGUCGGCGGCGGGGACGACCCCACCGCAGCUUAAUCCCGUCCCCGGCACGUCGGCCUCGGGGAGUGAACCGGCGCUGGCUGGGCUGAGUCCCUCCGAGUUCGAUGAUCUUUGCGCGACGUUCGAGGGUGCCCUCUCACUGGACGAGUCCGUCAAUUAUGAUCAGGAUGGUGAGAUGCGAUAUUUCGGCCCCUCCAGCGGUCGCUUGGAAUUCCAGACCGAAAGCACACCAGAGGCAGACGACCAAGGAAGCAGCCCAGCCACAACAAAGUCUGUCGACUCAAAUCGGUAUAUCCUACCCAUAGAAAAGGAAAAGUACCCAGAAGAUCUCCAAAACGAGCUGAUCGACCUCUUCUUUGAGUACCAGAACCCGUGGUGCCAGACCGUCGACGAAAGGCUCUUCAGACAAAGCAUGAAGACCCAAGGGCGUUACUACAGUCCUCUGCUUCUCAACUGCAUGAUGGCUCUCGGGUCCCGGUAUACGGACAGAAUCGACGUGCGUUCCGUCCCGGAGGACCAGAACACCGCAGGGAAACCGUUCUUGCAGAAAGCCGAAGUCCUCUUGCACUACGACAUGAAGCGGCCCACGAUCACCACGAUCCAGUCCAUGUCCAUUCUGGUCGGGGUCUAUGUUUCGUAUGGUUGUGAUGCUGCAGGGUGGCUACACCAAGGGAUGGCAAACCGAUUGGCGCUUGACAUGGGUCUCAAUCUCGACGCCGCAUCUCUGGCGGGAUCGAAUCUCAUCCCAACAGAAGAGAUCGAGCUGCGGCGGCAGAUCUACUGGGCACUGUAUUGCGACGACAAACUUGCAGCCAUCUACACGGGGCGUGUCUGCAACUUUCUAGACGUCCAAGGAGCCGUCAACCUCCCUUCGGUACCAGAAAACAUGACCGAAGAGACGACAGAAAUAGGUGGGAUGGCACGCUGCAACCAAAAGAUCCUCGUCCACCGAGCCCUCAUCGGACUCUGCAGAAUCCUAGAGAACAUCCUCCUCGCCCUAUAUGCACCAAAGCCUUUAUACAAAGGCCCCCAGAGGAUAUCUUUCCUCCAUUCCUGCACCCUAGAGCUCAAGACGUGGUUCUACGAGCUCCCGGCCGAGCUCCGCAUCGACCGCCCCAACGACCUCCCCCAAGUCUACACCCUCAACAUGGUCUACCACACCUGCUGCAUCCUCCUCUUCAAGCCCUUCCUCCUCCGCCCCUCCAAACAGCCCCCGGCGACCCUCAAAUCCGACGCCGUCCGCCGCGCCGAGGUCCUCUGCGUCGAGUCCGCCAAGCGCAUCUGCCUCGCCUGCAAGAAGUACCGCCAGGUCUUCGGCGGCUUCCGCCGGAGCCCCAUCUCCGCCACCCACUGCAUCCUCACCGCCUCCCUCGUCCUGAUCCAGUACGCCCUCCCGGACCCGGACAUGGCCGGCAGCGGGCGGCCCUGCUGCACGCCCUACAUCGAGCUCUGCCUCGAGGUCCUCGCCGAGCUGUCGACCUCGUGGAAUCCGGCCGGACGCAUGCGCGCGGACCUCAUCAGGCUGCUGUACCAAAAGUACCCGGAGCGGAUCCCGCACUCGUUGCUGCAGCAGUGCAGCGCCGACAAGGGCUCAUCCGCGGCCGCCGGCGGCGGCGGCGGUGUUGGUGGCACGUCGAAGGAGAAGCCGUCGGCGGCGCGGACGCACCCGACGCAGACGCACCCGACAUUGGAGCAGAACCUGUGUCCGUUGAUGAACAUGCUCGACCAGGAUUUCACCUGGGACGCGUCGAUACCGGCGGCGGCGGCGCAGCCCGGGCUGUUCGUGGACGCGUCGGAACCCGUGUAUAAUACCCAGUUCGCCCUGGCCGAUUCGAUCAUGGAUUUCGGCGCGGAGGAGAACGGGCAGGAUCUGAUGGACGAUGCGUUCUGGGCCGGGGUGAACUUUGAUUUUGGGUUUGAAGCACAGUCGUAG
Messenger RNA from Colletotrichum karsti, 2214 nucleotides. RefSeq lists its product as uncharacterized. The record is from RefSeq and is a predicted model, not a curated record. Gene Ontology annotation, biological process: regulation of DNA-templated transcription; DNA-templated transcription. Gene Ontology annotation, molecular function: zinc ion binding; DNA-binding transcription factor activity, RNA polymerase II-specific; DNA binding. Lineage: Eukaryota; Fungi; Ascomycota; Sordariomycetes; Glomerellales; Glomerellaceae. The transcript is spliced from 6 exons. The coding region runs from base 1 to 2214 and encodes 737 amino acids.